This is a messenger RNA of Phaedon cochleariae (mustard beetle), 2619 nucleotides long. The record is from the annotation of a GenBank genome assembly. Lineage: Eukaryota; Metazoa; Arthropoda; Insecta; Coleoptera; Chrysomelidae.
GUCCGAUACGGUUAGGUUAGAUGGUUAGAUAAUCUAUGGUUUCGGUGUUUCGGUUUUGCCCCUUGCGUUUGUGGUUCGUGCGCAUUCGCAUUGAGUACAAUUACUACACCAACCAAUCCAACCAUGUAAAACAAAAAUAGGGUCGUUGCCUUCGCCUUGAUGUUUAGUUCGUCCAAUAAGUCAUAAUAAUAUUGUGUUUCUAUGAAAGUUUUGUGAAAAUUAACCACGCAAAUACAAAGUUGGACGAAGAAGUGUUGCGAUUUCGAGAAAAUUUCAUAUUUGGGAACAAAGGAAGCACUGAAGCAAAGCAAAGCGUAGUCAUUUUAUAACGGGACACGGGAGGCAGACGGCAGACUCAACGCAUGCUCUAUGGUCGAUAAUAUACAAGUGAUGAUUUCGUAUAGCGGCGUCGAAUAACAAUUUGAUUUGACGUGUUGUGGUCCUGAAACUUCUUCGCUGAGUGAUCAUCAUGAUAUUCACCAGAUUCAUGGUAAAAGAAUUGUUUGAAGGAUGCUUCAAGUUGUGAUGUGAAUUUCCUAGUGUUGUUCGUCUAGAUAAUGCUUUGAACCGCAUUUUCUAUCAUGUAGGACCAGCGUGUGUUCCAUCAUAAAAAAAGAGUUGAACAUUAUAUCAAUUUCGAUGCAUGUAGGUUACGUUUGUUGAUUAAUUCAUUCAAAAAUGUAUGCAAAAGGAAAAGGAUCCUCUGUGCCGUCUGAUGCCCAAGCAAGGGAAAAGUUGGCACUGUAUGUGUAUGAAUAUUUACUGCAUGUUGGUGCUCAAAAAGCUGCACAAACAUUUCUUUCAGAGAUCCGAUGGGAGAAGAAUAUCACUUUAGGAGAACCUCCAGGAUUUUUGCAUUCCUGGUGGUGCGUAUUUUGGGAUUUAUAUUGCGCUGCCCCUGAAAGAAGGGAUACCUGUGAACAUUCGUCUGAAGCAAAAGCUUUUCACGAUUAUGGAUUUGUAAAUUCUGGAUAUGGGGUGAACGGAAUAGCACAUAAUACUGGCCCUGCACCUAGUCCCUUAGGACAAAUGCCUCCUUCAGAUGGGAUGCCUAGUGGUCCAUUACCCCCAGGAUUCUUUCCAAAUUCGACAUUACGUCCCUCCCCUCCAACUCACCCAUCAAGCCAGCCUUCACCUCAUUCACAACCCCCACCGCCACAUUCGCAAAUAAUGACGUCACAACCCUUCAUGGGUCCCCGUUACCCCGCAGGUCCCCGUCCAGGAGUCAGAAUGCCACAAAUUGGAAGUGAUUUCAAUGGGCCUCCUGGGCAGCCUCUUAUGCCGAAUAAUAUGGACCCCACAAGACAAGGUGAAGGCGGAGAGUUUGUAGGUUGGCAAGGCCCUCCCACAGCGAUGAACAGAAUGAACCCGCCGAGAGGGCCCUCGAUGGGCCCCUUGGGACCCGCCAACUACGGCCCCGGACUGAGGGGUCCGCCGCCCAACAGUAGUCUAGGCCCCGGAGGACCCAUGCCUCCCAUGUCCAUGACCGGCCCUGGAGGGAGACCUCAAUGGCAGCCCAAUUCGUCGACGCCGAUGAACUACUCCUCCUCGUCCCCGGGCACGUACGGCGGCGGGCCAGCGGGCUCCGGGGGCCCUGCCGGCCCUGGCACACCCAUUAUGCCCAGCCCGCAGGACUCGAGCAAUUCGGGCGGCGAGAACAUGUACACGCUGAUGAAGCCGGCAGUGGGCGGCAGCAUGCCGGGCGACUUCCAGAUGGGCGGCGGUGGGCCCGACGGCUCCGGCCCCAUGGGGCCGAUGGGGCCUAACUCGAUGGGGCCGGUGCUCAACGGCGACGGCAUGGACGGCAUGAAGAACUCGCCGGCCAACGGGGGCCCGGGCACGCCGCGCGAGGACAGCGGCAGCGGCAUGGGCGACUACAACAUAGGCUUCGGAGGACCUGGAGAAAACGACCAAACGGAAUCAGCCGCUAUUUUGAAAAUAAAAGAGAGCAUGCAAGAGGAGGCCAAGAGGUUUGAGAAAGACUCGGACCACCCUGAGUAUUUUAUGCAAUAACUCCCUCGCCUUGCCUCUUUGGCUGGUGGACGCCUCUACUUCCUUCCUAACCUGUACUAACACGGGCGGUGGUGUGCUCAAUACUCAGCUCCUCCCUACUCAAACACUUGGUUAGUCAUGAGUGUUCUGUUCUGUUUGCAGAUAUUCCUCUGAGGCUGAGCUGAGAGAGAGCAGGACAGACACCACGGUCUUUGGAUUCACUGUGCGCCCCAUGGUUAUGGUUCCUCAACCCCCCACCACUACUAUUUAUCACAACAGACACCACAAGACCAUCACCCAAAGUCCACCAGCCUAGGCAAGGUUGGAUGUUUUUACACACAAACCGUUUUGUGUUAGGUUUUUAUUUUCUUCGUCUAACCCCAUUUGAAUGUUGUCACUGAUUCCUUACAACCAACGUACUUAAUCGUCAUGGUUUUGAACUCGGUGUAGAACCGUCGCCUUCACAUGCAUUUCAAAGUAGAUAGUUCAAGGUAAAACGCAUUUUGAUAUGAUCUCAGUCGUCGAAAUUGUUCAAAUAGAAAAUGUUCAUCCAGCAUUGAUAAGGAGAUGAUGAACGUUAUUCCUUUGUCUAGGGGUUCCAACCUGAAUCAUAGGGAUGGUCACAUA